Molecule: messenger RNA, 3109 nt
Organism: Drosophila hydei
Lineage: Eukaryota; Metazoa; Arthropoda; Insecta; Diptera; Drosophilidae
Product: sodium/potassium-transporting ATPase subunit alpha
Exons: 9
Coding region: 75-3008 (977 amino acids)
Biological process (GO): potassium ion import across plasma membrane; proton transmembrane transport; intracellular potassium ion homeostasis
Molecular function (GO): nucleotide binding; P-type sodium:potassium-exchanging transporter activity
Source: RefSeq, a predicted model, not a curated record
GUCUGACACAUCUCAAAACAAAUUCAAAUUGCACUCUUAAUGAGGUGCAGGCACAUAUACCUGUACAAGUAGGCAUGUCUGGGAAAGGGAGCUCGACGUUUCACACAGACGACUUAAAAACAGUAUGCUUAAAGCUGCAGACCUCUACUUCCACAGGCCUGACGUCUGCAGUGGCAAGGAAACGUUUGAUCGUAAAUGGCAAAAAUAAAAUGAAUUUGCCGGAGAAACCCGAAUUCCGAUGUCGAAAGUACUUGAGAAACUGUUUUUGUGGCUUGGCCUCAAUCAUAUUUAUUUCCAUUGUUGCCUGCUUCAUUCUGGACCACAUUCAGCAGGAUAAACUGUCUGGACUUUUUCGUUACAUUCAAGAGAACAACGACUUCCUCGUUGCAUGGGCCUUCAUGGACCUGAUGCCCAUGUACUGCACAGUGCUCAGAGAUGGCCGCAAGCAGAUAAUACGCUCGGAAGACGUUGUUGUGGGCGACAUACUGAUGAUCAUGUAUGGCGAGCGCAUUGCGGCCGAUGUUCGCGUCUUUGUCUCACACGACUUGGAAGUGAACAAUGUCGCCCUCACCGGUUACUCGACUUCGGUUAUAAUCAUUCCGAACAUCAGUCAUCCAAACAAGUGGAUCUCUCGCAAUGUGGGCUUCGCGUGCAGUCAUGUCACGAAGGGUUCUGGCCGAGGCUUGGUCAUUGCUUGUGGCGUUGAUUCCGAAGUUGGGAUCAUGGCGCGUUUGAGCAUGGAACCGCGUCCCUUAACCAGGCCACGUAAGCAUAUGCGACAGGUUAGCUUCUAUAGGUACACCUUAUGCGCCAUCAUGUGUCUUGCGUUCUUCUUAUCAUUGAGAAUGGAGGGCCCUCCGGCCCCAAUCCUGCUAGAUUUCUAUGUUAGCUUUACAAUAUGUUCGUCACCUGUCUAUUUGCCCACCUUGAUUUUUUUCGGACUGUGGCAUACCAAACGCCAGCUGCUGAAGAUUGGCUGCUAUGCACGAAACAUGGAGGCUGUCUCGACACUGGGACUGACUACAGUAAUUUGCAGUAAUUUAAUCGGUUCUAUGACACAGAGAGCUUGGAGGGUCUCAGAGUUGCUGGUGGAUGGCGAAAUGCUCAACGUGCAAAAGGACUUCGUGGCGACUAAUCACUUUUUCGAUCUGAUUCGCGCUUCGAUACUGUGCAAUCACGCCUACGUCACGCCCGGCCAGAGGGGCUUGCCCAAAAGCGAGCAUAACUUCGAUGGCACUGACUACGACAAGGCCUUGCUCAAGUUCGGCAGCCAGUUCGUGGCGAGCAUUGAGAUGCUGCGCGUCCAAUUUAAGAGAUUGGCCAGUAAGUCCUUCGACGCCAUUACCCACUUGCAGGUGAGCGUCCACAGUACAGAGAACGUCGAUGGCGAGACAGAAUAUCACCUAUUUAUACGUGGGCAUUUGACUGAGGUCAUGGACCAUUGCAGCACCUGUUACAUGAAAGCUGAUGAGCCCAAAAAGCUGAUCAGGUCUGUGCGCAAUUCCGUUGUUAAGAAAGGUUCAAUGAUGGAUCAGCUGGGCAGGCAUACAUAUGGUUUUGCCUCGAAGGUAUUGACGGCUGAUGACUAUAUGCUCUCGUUGAUCUCGAACGGCUUCAGCUACAGCAAAAAAAACACAUAUAACACUUUCAUGCAAACGUAUUCUUAUUCAAUGUGCUUUCUGGGGCUCAUUGCCGCAAACAAUCCGCCGUAUCCCAAUAUCAUAAGUGCGGUGGAUCAGUGCCGAAAUGCAGGCAUCAAGCUGGUGCUCUUGACCCGUGCGGACGUCAGUUUUUCGCGUGCCGUUGCCAAGUCUGUGGGCGUCAUUGGCGAGCUCAACGAGACCGCUGAGGAUGUGGCGAAACGACUUCGCAUACCCAUAACUCGGGUCGAACGCCGGAUGAUAACAGCCGUCACGGUCAACAUGCAUACCAUGAGUAAGCAGCCGCAUCACCAGCGCUGGGAUAUCGAGCAACUGCUGCUCGCCCACGUGGACGUCGUCUUCAACCGCAUUGCUGUCUCCCAGCGCCAUUUGAUUAUCGACGUCUGCCUAAAACUGGGCGCUGUGGUAACAGCGAUCGGUAGCUCAGUCCACGAUACGUCAGCUAUUCGUUGCGCCAACGUGGGUGUCUCGGAGAGCGCCUCGUCAAAUGUCAGCCAGUCCUGUGCCGACCUCAUUGUGCUGGAGAACAACUUCGUCACGUUGGUAAAGGCCAUUGCCAAGAGUCGCCUGCUAUUUGAGAAUAUGAAAAAGGCCGUGGUCUAUGCGCUCUCCUCGAAUAUGGCCCAUCUAAUGAUUCACCUAUUUUUCAUAGUGCUAAAGAUGCCGUUUCGAAUGUUUCUGUUGCCUUCCAUAUUUAUAGCAUUUUUCGUGAAUCUGAUCCCGGCCUUGACGCUGUUCUAUGAGCCCCCAGAAAUAGAUCUAAUGAAAGUGAAGCCGAAAGUCAAUGAGGAUUUCCUGAUCAACCGACGCAUGUUGUUUGUGGCCUUCAUCACUGUGGGCUUGCUAGAGGCCUGCGCCGUAGGACUGGCCUUCAUUGCGUACAUGUUGUUCAACGGGUUUCUGCCUGGAUUCUUGCUCGGGCUCAGCGUGCGAUGGUAUGAUGAUUCCGUCAAUGACUUGGUUGACUCCUAUGGCCAAGAAUGGACGCGCGGUGCACGGUUGCAGCUGGAGUAUGAGAUAACUUCAGUUACCAUCAUCACCUUAACCAUAAUGCAGGGCGUCAAUCUCGUCCUGACCAAGGCAGGGCGUGCAAGUCUCCUGAGUCAUGGCUUCCUCAACGUUCGCCUGAACAUUGCCAUUUUCUAUAUGAUCGGCAUCUGCAUUUUGUUCACCUUUCUAAGCUCGCCAAACGUACUAAAGUGUUUACCCGUCGACUAUCUACCCAUCUUUCUAUAUAUCUUUCCGGUGGCUAUACUGACCAUCAUUGUAGAAUCAAUGCGGCGGUUUAUAUUGAGGAAAUAUGGCGGCAGUUGGAUCGAGGAAGUAUCAUAUUACGGAUGUACAUAAGAAUAAUAUAUUGAAGAGGCGGGCAAUUAUUUAAAGGAAUAAAGGAUAAAAUGUUCAUGUCUACUGUCUCAAUGUUAAUGUUUUAUAGAUAUAUAUAAUAG